This is a messenger RNA of Rubroshorea leprosula, 901 nucleotides long. NCBI's taxonomy places the organism in Eukaryota, Viridiplantae, Streptophyta, Magnoliopsida, Malvales, Dipterocarpaceae. The record is from the annotation of a GenBank genome assembly.
GCGGUGUUGAUUCUUUUCAAAGACGCUCCUCACCGGUCUAUCGCCGGAGCUUGAAACUGUUCCAUGGCAGAUUAUUCGUAUGAGGAAGAGUGUAAAUACUAAAUACCUUUUCAAGGCAGUUCUGACUGGCGACUCGGCGGUCGGGAAAUGCAGAUCGAAGCUUCUGUCGAGGUUCUCGAACGAUGAGUUGUCGAGGUUGUCGAAACAUGAGUUCCGAUUGGAUUCUAAACCGACCUUAGGAGUCAAAUUCGCUUAUAGGAAUGUUAAGAUUUCACACAAGAUCAUCAAGGCUCAAAUAUGGGACACCGGAGGUACUCUUGGAUAGAGGGAUAACAAUUACAAGGCUGAAUGAACUCAAAAGAAUCUCAUCUCUGCUCUAGCAACAAAUGGGCAAAGGGCUAAUGCCCUUGACAUAUAUGAAGAAAUCAAGCAAUCUGGAGGUUAAAGCUGUUUUAUCUUUCAUUGUAAGUUCUCAACUGCACCUCUGUAUCAGUUUUCUUUUAUGGUGGUGAUUUGCUUGAGCAACUCAAGGACAAGUUUUGUGAUCAUGGUUGGCUGCUGAACUUUUUGAUCAGAUUUAUUACAAGACUCAUCUCAAUGCUGUUUGUCUUUAUUAGAAUUAUUACAAGACUGGAGUAUAUCCAUGCAGUAUUAGUUUUGGUUCUGCCCACCCUUGACAAACUUACUACAUUGAAUUCCAGCUUUGUGGUUCCAUUAUCUUGAUUGAGUAGGCAUUAGCCAUUAUUGCCCAGCAGAUGUGUGGUUUGCAUGAAUUUGCUACAAGCCAUAAAGAAUGACAUGGGCAUUUGCCUUUGUCGACAUGUCCUGACAUGGGCAUUUGCAAUGCUCCAGUAAUUCAUGCUCUGAAAAUUUCUAUUUUAAAUAAAGCAUUAAUUUUUUU